Neospora caninum is the source of this 1194-nucleotide messenger RNA. RefSeq lists its product as uncharacterized. The coding region runs from base 1 to 1194 and encodes 397 amino acids. The transcript has a single exon. The record is from RefSeq and is a predicted model, not a curated record. NCBI's taxonomy places the organism in Eukaryota, Apicomplexa, Conoidasida, Eucoccidiorida, Sarcocystidae.
AUGAAAAUAUACCUAUCCGUAAUCACGGUGGAAGUACCGGUAUUUCGAGCCGUUUGUCUGACCCUGCUCAUGGGCACCGUCCUGUCAUCCGUAGCUUCCGAAACUAGUGAACAGAAGUCUGAGGCAGAUUUCACAACCACCAUCCCGAAAGAGGGACUCGAGAGGGACUUGGAGCAAGUGUUUUCCCUCGGACCUUCCGCCACGCUCCAGGUCAUCGACGAAACCGGGAAAGCCAAGUAUCUGCCGGAACCCAGCCAAAGUGAUGAUGAAGCAUCGUCGGGCCCGUACACCGCCGCGUAUCGAUUUGAGAACGGAACGUGUGAUUUCACCCAGGCUGUCGACUUCAAGGCUGCAUUUCCUGGGUACACAAAACCACUAUGGGUUCACGAAGAGUCGGAUUCGGUGGAGAGUGAGAAGGUAUCCGUGGGAGGGCCUGUGAGGUACACGUUUACGAGUCCUCCGGAGGAAUAUCUGGGUGGGGGGUUGAGUUUUUGUGUGAGGUUCAAGACAGUGGUUGCCAGCAACUCAGGGUCAACGACGACGACUCGGGCACCCUCAGUGUCCAACUCUUCGGAGGAGGACAAUUCAAGCUCCUCCGGCAAACCAGGCGAAGGGACCAGCGACACGGAGCCGGGUUUGUCACCUGGCGGCGACGGUUCACUGUCAGGCCCGGGGAGCUCUGCUCCGGGACCUGUCCCUGGGGAAGUAGAGGAUAGUGACAAACAUGAAGCAGUGCCCAAACUAGACCAAGCUGUCUCCGAGCAAGAAGUAGCAGCAGCUACCGGCAGCGGUGGAACUACUCCUGCAGCCCAGCCGGAGGCUCAUGCCGACGAAAUGAACCCGAACCGGUCAGAAUUACCAGCUUCCGCAGGAGCUGAUGAGAAAUCAAUUCAUGAAUCGCAGCCACAAUUGUCACCUCAUGUCGGAGCGUCAACACAUCCUGUGGCAGCCUUGGAAAAGGAGGAUUCCGAAGUUAAUGAUGAAAAAGCACGCAUCAAGCAAAGCCAUGAUCUUGAGAGUAGUAUUACCGAGCAGGGUGGCGCUCGGUUGAGGCGCCUCAGUGAAACUGCUGCAAGGAAAGAGGCGUACUUGACCAUUGUGGUGCACUCCUCCGCAUGGCAGUUUGCAGCUAGCACUGGUGCACUAUCAACCUUUCUCGUCGUCAUCGCAGCUACACUGCUGCCCAUUUCUUAA